This is a messenger RNA of Cucurbita pepo subsp. pepo (vegetable marrow), 1072 nucleotides long. RefSeq names its product chlorophyll a-b binding protein 8, chloroplastic. Gene Ontology annotation, cellular component: membrane. Gene Ontology annotation, biological process: photosynthesis, light harvesting. The record is from RefSeq and is a predicted model, not a curated record. NCBI's taxonomy places the organism in Eukaryota, Viridiplantae, Streptophyta, Magnoliopsida, Cucurbitales, Cucurbitaceae.
CAGUGGCUUAUCUCUUUCCUUCCUAUUUCCAUUUUAGCCUUCUUCCCUCUCCUCUCGCAUCACUCCACUGCCCAUUUUGAAGCCUGCUUCUCUGCAACAAAGCUAUGGCCACUCAGGCUCUUGUUUCAUCCUCGUCUUUGACCUCUUCAGUGGGCGCUGCCAGACAGCGAUUAGGACCAAAGCCCUCCCUUGGUUCCUCCAGAAAGGCAGCUUCUUUCGUUGUUAGAGCUGAAGCCACUCCUCCUGUUAAGCAAGGAGCUAACAGACAAUUAUGGUUCGCUUCUAAACAAAGUCUUACGUAUUUGGAUGGAAGUCUUCCGGGCGAUUACGGGUUCGAUCCAUUGGGACUAUCAGACCCCGAGGGCACAGGAGGGUUCAUCGAGCCGAAAUGGUUGGCAUACGGCGAGGUGAUCAACGGGAGGUUCGCGAUGUUAGGAGCCGCUGGAGCCAUUGCCCCAGAGAUCUUUGGAUCACUAGGGUUAAUCCCACCAGAAACAGCCCUCCCAUGGUUCAAAACUGGAGUGAUCCCACCAGCAGGGACCUACAACUACUGGGCAGACCCCUACACACUGUUUGUGCUUGAGAUGGCUCUAAUGGGUUUUGCUGAACACAGAAGAUUUCAAGAUUGGUACAACCCAGGAUCCAUGGGAAAGCAAUACUUUUUAGGGUUAGAGAAGUUCUUGGGUGGGUCAGGUGACCCUGCUUACCCAGGUGGCCCCUUGUUCAACCCUUUAGGGUUUGGGAAAGAUGAGAAAUCAAUGAAGGAAUUGAAGCUGAAGGAGAUCAAGAAUGGGAGGCUUGCAAUGUUGGCUAUCUUGGGUUACUUCAUACAAGGCCUUGUCACUGGCGUUGGCCCUUACCAAAACCUUUUGGAUCACUUGUCUGACCCUGUCAACAACAACGUUUUGACAAGCCUCAAGUUCCACUAGAAUGGGAUGUGUGAUUUGUAAUUUGUGUAUUAUAAACUUGUCUCCCACUCUCUAUUGUAGCAUGAAUUGAGGAUAAACUUUUCUGUGAUACCCUUCUGAUGUUCUUCAUCGUAAGAAUAUUGCGAGAUAGCUCGACUCAUCGA